Centruroides sculpturatus (bark scorpion) is the source of this 548-nucleotide messenger RNA. Its product is annotated as putative fatty acyl-CoA reductase CG5065. Bases 25 to 297 code for a protein of 90 amino acids. The transcript has 3 exons. The record is from RefSeq and is a predicted model, not a curated record. Lineage: Eukaryota; Metazoa; Arthropoda; Arachnida; Scorpiones; Buthidae.
GAAUAUUUUUGUGUAAGAGAAUGGAUGUUUCGAGCCGAUAACGUGGAGAAAUUAUUUAAAUCCAUGUCGACACAAGAUAAGCAGAAUUUCAAUUUCGAUAUUUCAAAGCUCAGUUGGGACAAGUACUUGGAAAAUUACGUUCUGGGCACGAGGAGAUACGUUCUGAAGGAAGACGACUCGACCAUCCCUCGAAGUAAAAAGACUUUAUUAAUGAAAUAUUAUUGUAUUUCAUUAGUCAAAACUGUCUUUGUAUUGGGACUAAUUUGCAGUGUCAGCUUCUUUGUACUUUCAUUCUAAUUUCCAAAAUGAUAAUGAUUAUAAAUUCUGAAAUUUCUGUUUAUGGCCUGUUACACCAUAUUUUAAAUUAUUAGUUUAUAUUACUUAUUGGUUUGUCGUAUUUAAUGGUCACAAUGUAAACCGUAAAAAUGUAACAUGCUAUGCUAAUACUCUGGUGUUUUCGAAUUUAUAUUGUACUAAACAGGUCAGAAUAAACUAUGGAAAUGGCUGGUACAGUUUACUAAAUGUGAAUUAUGAAAAUUUCUUAUAAU